AUGUCUCGCAAUGCCCAUGCCGUCACCGUUUUCCGGCAAUCCCGUGCCUUCGCAACCAUCUCACGUCCUGGUACCGGUGUUGGAAGCGCAUCUGUCACAUCCGUGGUGGCCAGCGGGGGGUCUGAUACCGCAGCGCUACAGAAGCUAGUCCGCUCUAUUCCUCGACCGUCCGCCAUUCACGCUGGUUUGGACGAGUACGUCGUCGGACAGGACAAGGCGAAAAAGGUCCUCUCGGUCGCCGUUUACAACCACUACAAACGCGUGGCAGCAAACGAAGCUGCUGCUGCGGCCGCUCUUCUCCGCGCAAGUCAAGAAGCAGCCGCAGCAGACCCCCCUGGCACAGUCCGAGCAGAGGCCGCAAGAAAGGAGGAUGAGGAAAAGCGAAGGAAUGGCAAAGUCGAUGAGAGUACUUGGUACGGACCGCCGCCGAUCAAGGAAGAACGUAUUUCUAGGCUCCAGGAGGCGGCGGAGCUUCUCGGGUCGAGGGAGGGCGCUCGCGACACGGCUGCCUUGCCCACCCAGCUGAUGCCCCGGGAUACUCAGACAACGUUACCAGAAGUGUUCACGGGUGGUGCUGCCUCGGCGGCAAAAACGAGCAAUAUACUCUCGUUCAGCGGGUCCGUGGGUGUUUUUGCGAAAGGCAGUGAAAAGGAUGCCGUGGAGCUAGAGAAGAGUAACAUUUUGCUCAUCGGAAACACAGGAGUGGGUAAGACACAUCUGGCAAAGACACUCGCCCGACGUAUCAACGUUCCCUUCGUUAUCGCGGAUGCAACGUCGCUUACUCAAAGUGGCUAUGUCGGUGAUGACGUGGAGUCUAUUUUGUACAAGCUGCUCAUGGCGGCCAACUUCAACGUUUCCUUAGCAGAGCGCGGUGUUGUGUUUAUAGAUGAGAUAGACAAAUGCGCAAAGAAGAGCGAGAGCGUGUCAAUUACGAGAGAUGUGUCUGGUGUUGGAGUUCAACAAGCUUUGCUCAAGAUUUUGGAAGGCUCAGUAGUUGGAGUGCCAGAGCGUGGCGGCGGAAGGAAAAACCCUCGUGGAGAUGUCAUUCACGUGGACACGACGAAUAUACUUUUCAUUUGUGGUGGCGCUUUCCCUGGGCUGGAACGCAUCGUGGCAGACCGGAUGUCAGCAAGCAGCAUUGGUUUUGGCGCAAACGUCAGGGCAGAGGGAAGAGAUGGGCCAAUUAGCUCGUCCAUUCUCGACCAUAUUGAGAGUGAGGAUCUUGCCAGCUUCGGCCUUAUUGGGGAGCUUAUCGGGCGACUGCCAAUUGUCGUCAAUCUUCACGCGUUGAACAUGCAAGAGCUAAUUCAGAUUCUGACACAACCAAAGAAUGCUAUUGUCAAGCAGUUCAAACAGCUGGUAGGAAUGAACAAUGCAGAGCUUCAUGUCACGGACCCUGCGCUGUCCAUCAUCGCUCGACAGGCACUAGAAAAGGGAACUGGUGCACGGGGGCUGCGCUCCCUUAUGGAACGGACUCUCAAUGAUGCUAUGUACGAACUGCCCGACAUGGACGGCAUGUCGGCGGCAAUUGUCGUCGCAGAAGAUGAAGACGCGCCUGGGGAACGUGUAUGCACGACAGUCUUGCGCGGGCGAGGGGCUUUGGAGCGAUAUCUUGCCGAGACUAGUGGGUCAGGCAAUCAGGACACUGAAGAGGCAGUGCUGAACUGACAAGUUCUGUUCUUCCCUCGCAGGGUGUCUUGUACAAUAUUAUACAGUGAUCUCAUUACUUGCGGGCUUCAAUUCAGGAACAGGCAGAUUUUGCAGCGAAGUACCAGUACCGAAGGCAUGAGAAAUUGUAAAGAGGCAGAGUAGACGCUUCUUCUGGGACUGAGUAAGGGUCCACCUACGCCGGGCGUCGGCUGGGCACGGUUGAAGCUGUAAAACAUCGUCAGGACUAUGAUUCUCUAGGCAUCCGCUUUAGUAUCAAGUCUUGUCCAGGUUCGCACGGUUCUGAACGAAACGCGAUCCCUGACCCGAAAGCAGUAGAGAUAUGCCUUGAAAUAUAUAUUUUAUACAAUGAGGUGUGUAGUCAUGCAAGCAAUUUUUGCUGUGAUAAACUCUGCAGCCUGGAGUUA
Molecule: messenger RNA, 2075 nt
Organism: Chondrus crispus (carragheen)
Lineage: Eukaryota; Rhodophyta; Florideophyceae; Gigartinales; Gigartinaceae
Exons: 2
Coding region: 1-1668 (555 amino acids)
Biological process (GO): protein catabolic process; protein folding; proteolysis
Cellular component (GO): mitochondrial matrix
Molecular function (GO): ATP binding; ATP-dependent protein folding chaperone; ATP hydrolysis activity
Source: RefSeq, a predicted model, not a curated record